AGGAAUAGAGCUACCCCAAGCUAUCUACAUUGGCCUCUAUAGGCAGAAAGAGAGAGUGGAGCUGAUUGAAGGUAGGAAGGAGCCUGAGAGGAAGAAGUGAUGGGAUAUCCCCUUAUGGACCUUUUCCUCCUGAUGCUGUCUGGGGCAUCAACCCUGACAGGAGGGACUGAUCUGAUGGUGCAGCAGGAGCCACAAGUCCUGGAGGUGGGCCCGGGCGGCAAAGUGAACAUGGCAUGCAAUGUCACCCUGGCCAAAGGGCAGCAAUUCCGAGUAAAGUGGAAGAAGGAUGGCAAGGAACUGUGCCGGUCUACACCCAUCAGUUGGAACUCCAGUCAAGUUACAUGGGAGUCCAAAGAAAAGUUGAUCUGGAUCCCGGAAAAUACCAUCAUCCUGAGUCUGGAUGAUGUGAAUGCUAAUGACAGUGGGCACUAUGUGUGUUAUGUGACAGUGGACAUUCCAAUGCUUAAGAGAGCUGAAGGCAAUGGAACACAUCUCAUAGUCUCAGAUUCCGUCAAAGGCAGCUGGAUCAAAGUCUCUCAAGGUCUUCUCUUAUGGCUGCUGGUGGCAAGUGUCAUAGUGGGAUUCGGGGCUGCAUUGGGGAAAAUGAUCUGGCGAUUCCUUAGCAGAAGCAGAGACUCUGAGAACCACUUAUAUGGCAAUGUUCUCUCCUACCACCCGAAGACUACCACACCAGGCAAGGGCAAGACUCUGGCAUGCGUACCAGUGAGGAAGAGAGAAGAGAACCUCUACCCUAGUAGUUUCCCCAAGCCCCUACCCCAGAGUCUCUGCUUGUUCUCCCCCGAACCCUCCCAGACCCACCUGAGCCUGCAUCCUGCUAGUUCUUAGCCAACAAAAACAGCUCCCUCCCCACCCUCCACUUAACCUAGGAUUUCUCAGCCCAGCCCAGUGUGGGGUUGGGGAGGGGGUCAGCCUCCUGAAAGCAGGAAAGUGAGAGAGGGCUAAGUUUCCCAAAAGCCAGGACGUUGACUUUUCAGCCAAGUCACGGAGGAUCCGAUGCUUAAACAUGAGCUGGGGCUACAUUUUUGGAGAUGGACGACACGAGAAUGUUUUGCUUGACCACGAAUAUUGGUUACUAGGGGUUUGUUUUUCUUUUUUAAUUGGGGAGGGGAGGGAGUAGAGAAA
Messenger RNA from Vombatus ursinus (common wombat), 1143 nucleotides. It is a transcript of the gene TMIGD2, whose product is annotated as transmembrane and immunoglobulin domain containing 2. Gene Ontology annotation, cellular component: B cell receptor complex; external side of plasma membrane. Bases 100 to 846 code for a protein of 248 amino acids. The transcript is spliced from 5 exons. The record is from RefSeq and is a predicted model, not a curated record. Gene Ontology annotation, biological process: B cell receptor signaling pathway; B cell differentiation. Lineage: Eukaryota; Metazoa; Chordata; Mammalia; Diprotodontia; Vombatidae.